ACCCGCACCCAAGCCCCGCCGAGCUCCCAGCCCUCCCAUCGCGGCCCCAACCUGGGGCGCGGCCGCUACCGGCACCAUGCGCCCGGCAGCCCUGCUGCUCCUGCCCUCGCUGCUGGCGCUCCUGGCUCACGGACUUUCCUCGGAGGCCCCUACAGUGGGGGAAGAGCAGGCCCCAGGCAUGGAGGAGACGGAUGGGGAACUGACAGUGAACCCCACACCUGAGCAGCCAGAACGAGGCAUCCACUUCGUCACAACGGCCCCUACCCUGAAGCUGCUUAACCACCACCCCCUGCUCGAGGAAUUCCUACAAGAGGGGUUGGAGGAGCGGGGGGCAGAGCUGAGGCCAGCACAGCCCUUCCGGCCUGACCCACCUACACCAUAUACCCCAAGUCCCCUUCCCCGUCUGGCCAAGCAGGACAGCCGCCCCGUCUUCACCAGCCCCACUCCAGCCAUGGUGGAAACACCUACUCAGCCCCAGUCCAGGGAAGGACCCUGGAGCCUGGAGUCAGAGCCCCCUGCACUUCAUAUCACAGCUCCCCUACCUCCAGGGCCCAGUAUGGCAAUGCCCACCCCAGGCCCAGCAGAGAGGCCCAAUACUACACCCCCUAGCAGGGCAUGGACUCCGACCCGAGAAGGUCCUGGAGACAUAGGCAGGCCCUGGGCUCCAGAGGUCAUGUCGCCAACCACAGGGCUUGGGAUUGAGGGGACCAUCACCACUUCUACGGCUUCAGGGGACGAUGAGGAGACCACCACCACCAGCACCAUCAUCACCACCACCAUCACCACAGUCCAGCCACCAGGCCCUUGUAGCUGGAAUUUCUCAGGCCCAGAGGGCUCUCUGGACUCCCCCACAGCCCCCAGCUCACCCCUUGAUGUCGGCCUGGACUGUUUCUACUACAUCUCCGUCUAUCCUGGCUACGGUGUGGAAAUCAAGGUCCAGAACAUCAGCCUCCGAGAAGGGGAGACAGUAACUGUGGAGGGCCUCGGGGGAACUGACCCCUUGCCCCUGGCCAACCAGUCUUUCCUGCUGAGGGGCCACAUCAUCCGCAGCCCCACCCACCAAGCGGCCCUGAGGUUCCAGAGCCUCCCACCACCUGCUGGGCCUGGCACCUUCCAUUUCUACUACCAAGGACCUUCCCUCCUCUACCUACCACCCUGCAGAGAACUGGUCUCAAAGGGGGACUGA
Messenger RNA from Physeter macrocephalus (sperm whale), 1186 nucleotides. It is a transcript of the gene SEZ6, whose product is annotated as seizure related 6 homolog. Gene Ontology annotation, biological process: regulation of dendrite development; regulation of protein kinase C signaling; synapse maturation. The coding region runs from base 77 to 1186 and encodes 369 amino acids. Lineage: Eukaryota; Metazoa; Chordata; Mammalia; Artiodactyla; Physeteridae. The transcript is spliced from 5 exons. Gene Ontology annotation, cellular component: dendritic spine; neuronal cell body; dendritic shaft. The record is from RefSeq and is a predicted model, not a curated record.